Molecule: messenger RNA, 978 nt
Organism: Tetrahymena thermophila SB210
Lineage: Eukaryota; Ciliophora; Oligohymenophorea; Hymenostomatida; Tetrahymenidae
Product: AmmeMemoRadiSam system protein B
Exons: 9
Source: RefSeq, a predicted model, not a curated record
AAAAAACAAAUUAACUUAAUUAAAAAAUUAAAUACUUCCGAAUACAUAAAUAAUACUAUUAUAACAUUAUUUUAAUUUGGAAAAAAGAUGAACUCUAAAUAAUAAACAAGGAAAGCUGCAUUUGCAGGAUCAUGGUAUGAGGGAAAUCAAGCUAAGUUGAAUUAAGAAUUAAAUAAUUAUUUAUAAAAUGCUUAACUGUAAAUCUCUCCAAUCUAAAAGAUCAAAGCUAUGAUAGGACCCCAUGCAGGAUAUAGGUAUAGUGGACCAACUCAAGCAUGGUCUUAUAAGUACAUAAAUCCUUAAGAACAUUAAAGAAUUUUUCUUCUUGGACCAUCGCAUAGAUAAAGAUUUUAAGGAUGUGGAUUGUCUUCAUGCAAUAGUUUAGAUACUCCAUUUGGAUAGAUAUAAGUUGAUACAGAUGUAAUUUAGGAACUGAUAAAGACAGGCUCUUUUGUACAAACAGAUAAAUAAACAGAAGAAGCGGAACAUAGUUUAGAAAUGCACUUGCCUUACAUCAAAAAAAUUAUGGGAGAUAAACCAUUCACAAUAGUACCUAUUAUGGUCGGAUAAACAUCUUAUGAUUUAGAACAGAAAUAUGGAGGUAUAUUAAGUAAAUACUUUGAUGAUGAAAAGACUUUAUUUAUAAUCUCAAGCGACUUUUGUCAUUGGGGAGAAAGGUUCAACUAUUAAUAUCAUGACCCUCAAGCAGGAAAAAUAUAUCAAUCCAUAUAAAAAUUAGAUAAGGAAGGAAUGGAUUCAAUUGAAUCUCACAGUUCUAAAAAAUUUGCUUAAUAUCUAAAUGAGACCUCAAAUACUAUAUGUGGAAGGCGAGGAAUUGGAAUAUUAUUGCAUAUAAUUGAAUAGAGUGCUCUUUCUAAAACUUUAAAGACAAAAUUUGUUUAAUAUGCUUAAUCAAGUUAAGUAGUUGAUGAAGAUGACAGUUCAGUGAGCUAUGCCUCUGCUAUAACAUAUAUAUGA